Messenger RNA from Puccinia triticina, 504 nucleotides. RefSeq lists its product as uncharacterized. The transcript has a single exon. Lineage: Eukaryota; Fungi; Basidiomycota; Pucciniomycetes; Pucciniales; Pucciniaceae. The record is from RefSeq and is a predicted model, not a curated record. Bases 1 to 504 code for a protein of 167 amino acids.
AUGAUUAGGAACCACCACGAAGACACCAGAUCAGCCCUUCCUGCUCUGCGGCGAGAAUCAGUUGGCAAACCCCAGAAAUCACUCGCCAUCCUCUACGCACAGGUCUCCCAGCGCUACCACAGCCAACAAGAAGCCAGCAAGACAGAGGACCGGAAUGCCUUCCAGCUGGCCCGGCUGCUGCUGGUUCAGAACUCGGGCCAUCUCACCGCGAUCUCGGGCCACAGGAUGCUGAGCGUCCUGCUCGGCUCUUCGCCGAGAUCGCUGUCACCAAGCUCCUGCUCCCCAUCUCCUCCCACGCCAAGUCCACCGCACUCUGGCUCCACGCUGAUGGGCCCUCCACCACCUUUCUCCCCACCUCAGCAGGACCUCCCAUCAUUAUCUGCUUCUGGACAUUCCAAUAAAGUCUUGGUAAGGAUAUGCAAGCCUUUGGCUCAGCUCUCCAAUCAACAAGUACCGUUACUUUCUCAAACAAUCUUGUUGUUGAUCCAAUCUUGGCUCGCUUAG